AGUAAGUGUUUAGCGCUGCACGCGCGCUUCAGCUCGCGAGCGGAGACGAGGCUAGUUUAGUAUUCCGUGCACAAGGCAAAGGAGGGAGAGGGGAGGGAGAACAGAGAGUGAAAUAUAGAGAAAAAACGAGGCUGUGAAGACAGGCGAAAACACAGAAAGAGAGGAGGAAGAGGUCUACCCUUUGGCAUCCGUUUGUCCCAGGCAAUUUCAAAGCUACUGUAGAACAUUCCAGAAAUACAGCCGUGGACCACAAUCAACAUUAACAUCUGAAAGAAUAACGAAGAAUGGCUCUGCAUUCCACUGUAGCCCAUUGGAAAUACAAAGUCUCAAAUUCAGCCCUGCCCUGAUGCUGCUUUAAAGACUGAGCUCACACAUAUUCUCCUCUUCCCUGACAGAUCAUUUUAACUGAGAUUUAUAGCCCAACAAAUCUAGGCUAUGCUUUCUGAACAUCUGACCUAAAUAUAGUACGACUGUUUAUUCAUUUGAGGAACAUUCCCAACAUUUAUUUGAAUUGAAUUCUUCUUCACCCGCUUCACCAUGACAAGGACUCAGGGAUGACAAUGUCAUCCUUUAUAAAAAAGUAUGUGCAAAAGAACGGCUGAUAAGCAGCCCCAAACGGAAUCUGUGCCCAAAGAAACUUUGAGGAGAACUUCCCAGAUUUCCACAGAAUUAGGGGCCAUUGUCAGCGCUGUGGGCUGCACAGAUGCUCAGGACAUAUAAGAGCUCUUCACUCACAGGGAACCAGGUUUGAUUCUGGCCUGGGUCAUGUCCCGAUCCCGCUUCCCCCUCUUUCAACCCUACUUUCCUGUCUACACUCUACUGUCCUAUAAAUAAAGGCAAAGAGUCCGAAAAUAAGAAGAAUUAGGGGUGGUUCAUACUGGACGUAUUUUACAACCAUCUGUGCUGUUUUCAAAUAGUUUUUUUUUAUGUAAACACACGCUAGACUUGUAUGUUUUGUACCAUUGUGCCAUGGUUUAUAUUCAUUGUUUUGACAGAUGCCCAUAUUUCCUAGUGCAUUAAAAUUUGUAUUUUAUUUAUAGUGUGAUUAUAGCACCUAUAAUCAUUAUUUAUAGUGUCUAUAGUAAUGCCCCUGGAGGACUGCAAUAUCAGACUGUUUACAGAGUGAUGUAUAUAGGAUUAGGUUAAGGGCUGUUUACAACUAAUGCAUUUUUGUGUCUGUCCACACUGUUUUUCAAUUGUUUUCCUAUGUAAACAUGAACUACACAGACAUUUUUGACCAUUAAGUGCUGCACUUUUUAGACACUGUGUCUAGUUAAAAAGAACUUUUAAAAGCACGAGACACCUGCGUUCUGUUCCUUUCUGUUCGCUGAGCUGCAUAUAGCUUUUUUAGUGGAAUAACGUGUUUUGGUCUGAACGGCCACUUAGAAUGCCCAGCAUUCACAAAGUUCUAUUGAUUUUUUUUUUUUUUUUUUCAUAUUUUUGCUAAUUUGACCAUGCUUUCAACUACCAAUAACAGAGUUUCAGCUCUGUUAACAUAUUUUACCAUAAUAAAAUCUAUUCCACUUAUUUUUCCCAAAAAUCAGCUCAGAAAAAUCCAAAACAGUUUGCAGAUUCCGUCUGAGCCUGCUGAUGAGCUACACACACAAAAUUCAAUAAUUCAUUUCACUUUGUUACUUUAUUUCAUAAAUGUAUGCAUUAUAUCCCCCUCCCUCACUCUCUGUACCUCUUUUUUUUCUCUCUCGUUUUUCCCCAGGAGCCCAUGCUAUUAUUUAGAGGAGUGAUUGUGGCUGAUUUACCAAUGGGUUUAACAACCAUUAAAACUUUCAAUUAAUGGUCAUAAAGAAACCUUCUUCACUCCUUGCUGGAACUUUGUCCUUCUGGAACAAAAACGAGGCCUCCUGUCUUAUUGGAUCCGCACGGUAGAAAGUGGCCUGACUCACCCUUUCCACUCAAGCGCCGUCCAAUUGGUGUGGGUGGUGAGGGCUGCGCCGCGAUUGGUUGAGUGCAGGGUGAGUGUGCGAUGCGGAUUGGAGGAUGUCGGGGGACUUGGAAGACGACCUUUGUAAGAAGGCGUUGGUGCUGGUGGAGGAACUGUGCUUCCGGUCUGGAGGCUUCAGCCAGAGUGCGAGCUGCCAAGAGUUUAGCUACAUGAUGAGAGGACUUAACAGACAAAUGAAUACAGAGAUCUCCGUGAGUCUGCUCUCCGUCAUUGUAACGUUCUGUGGCAUCGUGCUGCUCUCCGUCUCACUCUUCGUGUCCUGGAAGCUUUGCUGGUUGCCAUGGAGAGAUAAGGAAGGAGGAGGUCUGAGCUUGACGUCAGGGCUCCUGCCUGGUGGUGUGGGUUUGAGUGGGGUUGGGGGUGGAGGCCCGUCGCUCCUCCCUCCUCUCCUGCAGAGGAAGGACACUCCCUCCUCUUCCUCGCUAUAUCCUUCACUUUCCCAGCAUGGUCAGCACCACCCCCAUUUUUCCGACCUGAUGGGAGUGGAGGGCGGAGGGGGGCUGGUAGUGGGGGGUGUGGUUGGGGGUCCGCAGGAGACACAGGAGCACUCCUACCUAGACAUGGACUCUUAUCCCAACAAUGCAGCGAAUAUUAAGUUGAGCCAGACAUCUCCUGAGUUGCCCCCGGCAACAGAAGGAGGCUCAGCUGCAAAAGACCUGCCCAAUGCCCACUCCCAGCAGCAGGUCACCACCAGGCCUAAGCCCAUUACUCACCAGCUCUCCAGCCCUGAUUUCCACGGUGAGGAGAAGAGUGAGCAGCUGACCAGCAUCGGGCAGAUCAAACCAGAGCUCUAUCGGCUGCGCCAGGGAGACCAGGGGGAUGGCAAACAAGGUGAUACCUGUGGCAAAAUCAGCUUCCUCCUGCGCUACGCCUUUAACACGGAGCAGCUGGUAGUUAAGAUACUGAAAGCCCUAGACCUCCCGGCGAAGGAUGCCAAUGGAUUCUCAGAUCCUUAUGUCAAGAUCUACUUACUGCCUGAUCGGAAGAAGAAAUAUCAGACCAAGGUGCACAGAAAAACUCUCAACCCUAUCUUUAAUGAGACGUUCCAGUUUGGCGUGCCUCUGGCUGAACUGCAUUCACGCAAGCUCCACUUCUCCAUCUACGACUUUGACCGCUUCUCCAGACAUGACCUCAUAGGUCAAGUGGUGGUAGAUAACCUGCUUGACUUCAGCGAGGGAACUGGCGAGAAGCCUAUUUGGAGAGACAUUGUGGAAGGCACCACGGAGAAAGCUGACCUGGGGGAGCUGAACUUCUCACUGUGUUACCUGCCAACAGCUGGUCGACUGACCAUCACCAUCAUCAAGGCCACCAAUCUGAAAGCCAUGGACCUCACAGGCUUCUCAGAUCCAUACGUAAAGGCAUCUCUGGUUUGUGAGGGUCGAAGGCUGAAAAAGAGGAAGACCUCCAUAAAGAAGAAUACACUCAAUCCCACAUAUAAUGAGGCUCUGGUCUUUGAUAUCCCCAAUGAGAACAUUGAGAAUGUGUCUCUAAUCAUCGCUGUCAUGGACUAUGACUGUAUUGGUCAUAAUGAGGUGAUCGGGAUGUGCCGUGUGGGCAGUGAUGCUGAUGGGCCAGGAAGGGAGCACUGGACGGCCAUGCUGGCAAAUCCCCGCAAACCUAUUGAACACUGGCACCAGCUGGUGGAGGAGAAAUCCAUAACAACAUACGUGUCAAAGAGUGCUACAGCCUCCCCAAAGCCACACAUAGUGGUGGACAGCCCUCACUCUGAGUAGAGAUGUCAGCAUUCUCUUUUUAGCAACAGAAUUACAUUCUUUCUUUUCACCUGUGAAUAAUUCUUCAUCAAGAAAGGACCGGAGAAGAGAGACUGUGCUUGUGUGUGUGCUUUUCCUCUAAGUCGCCUCUGCAGACUCAACCAACACAAUAUAUAGAUUACACCAACUAAACGAGACCUGACACAUACACACACUAACAUACACAAUCAAACACAUGGAAUCAAAACAAAAACUGGCAUGGAUGGUAUUGCUUCAGGAAUGAUGUUAAAGACAAAAUAUAUAAUGAUUUAUUCAGGGGAACUAUGAUGAACAUUCCCAGUUUAAAAGUAGAUUAUCUUUAUUUAGUUAUUUAAAAGUGAGCCUAAAAACAUUUUUAGUAUAUAUAUAUAUAUAUAUAUAUAUAUAUAUAUGUAUGUAUGUAUGUAUGUAUAUAUAACAUACUGUAUAUAUAUAUAUAUAUAUAUAUAAAUCAGGAGAGAGGCCUGAUAAAUUAUGGACCAUGAAUGUUUCUGUGUACGUGUGAAUGCAUGUGCGUAUGCGAGUUUGUAAGGGUGCCUGUUGUGUAGCUAUAGAAAAUAUCUUUAAAGUGUUUCGGGCAAGUAGCUGCAAGUAUUUGGAUUGGUCUUCUCUGCCAAUGCAGAAUCUUAGCAACUGUUUCCUAUUUCUCUGGAGAGGAGGACUACUUUAUUACUGUUCCCAUCGGGAGAAGAAAUAAGGACGGAUGCACUGGCCAAAUCAUCUUGUGCGGUAUUGAAAUGUGUCCCUCUUACAUUUUUAUCACCCUCUGCUUGGAGCUCAUUGAGAUCAGCAAUUCAUUUUCUUUUCAAACCAUCUUUGUUUUUCUACCAGAUAUAAAAGGAACAGUUUAAGAAUCUGUUUUCCCUACAUGGACGCACUGGCAGACUGUAUCCCCUUGAGAACUUUCCUAAGGAGCUAUCAUUGAUUUCAGAUAUUGCCAGAGGAACCUAACUGGGACGGACAUUGGAUUUGUGUGCAAUUCCUGGAAAUGUAUCGUACAGGGAAAAGAUUUGGCCAUAGUAUUUUAUUUUUAUACCACUGGAUUUUUUUUUUGGGGGGGGGGGGGUCUCUUAGACAUGAUUAAUUUCCAAAAGAGUACGUUGUGUGCUCUGCUUCAUCCCACUUCAGAAAGACACACAUCUGUUCUCUUUUCUUCCCGUGUACCUAUGUGUUUGUGUCCUUUUGUGUCAAUAUGCGUUUGCUCGUUGGUUUGUGUGUGUGUGCGUGUAUGCCCGUGUGUCGGUAUAUCUCACUGUGACCCUGUGUACUACCCCGUGUUUGCCACCAACGUCUCGCUCUUUGCCCCCUCCUCCCUCCUACACAGAGAAAAUCUCGUUUUGAACAAUCAAAAUGUGUCUCCUGUCCUGUGUCUUAGAGGAACUAUUUUUUGUGUAGACCCGUUGCACUUGGUAGGGACAGGGUCUAAUUUAUCAGACACGCAUUUCGGUCGUUCUCCGUAGAAUGUGGUAGUGACCCGUAUCUGUUGUUACCCUAACCAACUCGUCACUGAAAAGUGUCCCUAGCCUGAUCUGUGUUCUUGUGUUGGGUGUGCUCUUCUUUUUUGUAAAUGUGCUAUGUAUGUAAGAGGGGACAAACCUGGUGGCCACAGCAGUUGAGAAAUAAAAUGUUGGAAGUUUUUAAUUGUCUUUCAAAGAAAAAGAAAAAAGGCAAACUGGUUCUCUUCAUCUAUCUUUUCUCUCUUAAGCAUUCCUUGCAAACAGAGACAAAGAGGGGGACAAGUUUGGUUUCAUUUUAGUGCCAUGAGAGUCUAAUUCCCUAUCUGAUUAUCAUUUGACCUUGUUUACAUCUCACAUUAUAGGCUGACUUCAGAUGCAAGCACUAAUUUUUCUUGGUCACCAUUAUAUUGAUCAGUUCAUGUACCCUUGAUAUCCAGGUCUGCACAAACACUGCAGCUAUUAAUAUUGCAGAACAGUCCACAGUACAGCCACUGCCAAAUUCUACUGCACACAUCCCUCAAUGCAGGAAUACUAAACACUCAUGUUAUUGAAAUCUACAUCAGUAUAAUUAUUACCCACUGCAGCUCCUGAACUCAUAUUUUCUCGAUUUCUGUUAUUAAUCACACAUCAGCCCAAGCUAUUGGGCAUGGACACACACACACACACACACACACACACACACACAGUGUGCUCAGUCCUUAGUCCGUUAUCAUAUUUUAGCUCUUGUUGUUUUCUAAGAGGCCAUUGAUCCCGUCAUACACGUUGAUGUGGUAUCGACCCACAGUCUCCAUCCAGCUCCAGUCUGCAGCCCUGUUUCUCCUGCUGCCUUUAAUCUUACACUGUGGAGGCACGUUCCCUGUAGAGUGACCUCUGACCCCUUCAUCAGCUUCCACACUUUAUUAUUCCAACACAAACCCACACCGCUCACUUUUAUGAUAUUCCCCUAAUGCUUUUCCCUUUCUCAGGCCAUAUUUCUCUCUGUGUUGGUCUCCCCUCUUACCUCUGUUUCUCUAUGUCAGUGCAAUUCUAAAUGAUCCUGAGGAAAUGUGUUUGCAUGCUUAUAUUAACAUGGAUGAUGUCAACUUGAUGCAAUGAUAAAUUAAUAAGUGUGCUCAACACAAAAUCUGCCGAUGAACUUGAUACUAACACUACUAAUGACAAACGUGUAACAACCUGUUCAGUAUCAUCACAACACGGAUGAUUAACAAUAUUGUUAAUAUUGUAUAUCCUCUUAGAAAUGGUAUUACAGUUUCUGGGUAUAUUUUUGAUUGUUUGUUUGCUUUUUUAAUUUUCUUUUGAAAGGUUUACUUUUUUAUAUGUUCAGAUUAAGCUGAGACUUAGAGCAAGAUAAAAAUGAAAUGCAGUCAGGGUGAGAACAUUUCAGCUGAAUAAAAAAAAGAAAAACAAAACAAAACUGAAAAAAAGGGGAAUAAAUCCUGCCAAAAACUGUCAGGAGGAUGAAUAUGUGAAUGAUGGAGACUAAGAAGAUUAAUUUAAGGCUGGAGCUAUGAUGACUGAAAUAAAACAUAUAUAUGAAAAAUCA
Molecule: messenger RNA, 6711 nt
Organism: Myxocyprinus asiaticus (Chinese sucker)
Lineage: Eukaryota; Metazoa; Chordata; Actinopteri; Cypriniformes; Catostomidae
Product: synaptotagmin-C-like
Exons: 12
Coding region: 1996-3693 (565 amino acids)
Biological process (GO): calcium-ion regulated exocytosis; regulation of calcium ion-dependent exocytosis; cellular response to calcium ion
Cellular component (GO): membrane
Molecular function (GO): SNARE binding; calcium ion binding; calcium-dependent phospholipid binding
Source: RefSeq, a predicted model, not a curated record